This is a messenger RNA of Perca fluviatilis (European perch), 2157 nucleotides long. Its product is annotated as butyrophilin subfamily 3 member A2-like. The transcript is spliced from 11 exons. The coding region runs from base 158 to 1666 and encodes 502 amino acids. Lineage: Eukaryota; Metazoa; Chordata; Actinopteri; Perciformes; Percidae. The record is from RefSeq and is a predicted model, not a curated record.
UGUUAUUGUUCAUGAUGGAUUUGAUUGCAGCUAUAUUAUUUUAUAAAUGUGAUCAGUAAUCUGGAACUAGGCUCAAGGGAAACAGUGAAUGGCUUCUUGGAAGUUUGUGGGAAGAGAAUUAUAAACCGAGUCUAUCAAUGAUUUACAGACCCAGACCAUGCAGUCCAUUGAAAUGACUGGUAUCACGCAACAGAAAUCUGUUUUCCUUCCCCAGAUGGAUGGACUGCCCCUUCAGGCUCCGCUCAGACCCCUUAGGCUUUUGGUUGUCUAUCUUCACCUAAUACAUUCUUGUAGAGGUCAGUCUCAGUUAAUUGGUCCUUCUCAGCCAAUAGUAGCAACAGUUGGCGAUGACGUCAUUUUACCAUGUAGCCUGGAACCGACCGAGGAUGUUGCUGCCAAGACUUUGGAGUGGACGAGAUCUGACUUGAAUCCUAUAUUUGUCCUUGUGUGGCGUGCUGGUCAGGACUACGUACAAAUUAAACAUCCAUCUUUCAAAGGACGGACAUGGCUCUUUCCUGAUGAGCUGAAACACGGAAACAUUUCACUGAAACUGUCCAAAGUGAAACCUUCUGAUGCGGGGAGAUACAAAUGCUACAUUCCAAAGCUGAACACAGAGUAUUUUGUUGAUCUUGUUGUUGCAUCAGGUGCCGUUUCCUUGCCUGUCAUGAGUUUAGCAGGAAUUGAUGAAGCCACCAGAGGAGUAGUUCUACAGUGUGAGUCUAAAGGCUGGUGUCCAGAACCUGAGGUGUUGUGGCUGGACGGUGAGGGAAACCUCCUCUCUGCUGGACCUACAGAGACAGCCAGAGGUCCCGAUGAUCUCUAUACUGUCAGCAGCAGAGUGACUGUGGAGAAGAGACACAGCAACAGAUUCACCUGUAGAGUCCAGCAGAAGGACACCAACCAGACCAGAGAGACAGAAAUCCAUGUUACAGAUGAUUUCUUUGAGAUCCAGUCCAGUUCUUCUGUUCCCAUCAACACUGGCUUGGCUGUUAGUUUGGCUGUUUUUGUCAUCCUGUUUAUUAUGUUACUUCUCUUUUCUGUGUGGAAAUGGAGACAAAACAAAAUCAACUCAAAGAUAAGCCACAGGGAUGUAACUGGUCCGUCUGUCACUGCAGAAGAAGCCGAGGCUUUGACAGGAAAAAAGGAAAAGAAGAUCAAACUUUUGAAGAAGCAGCUCCAGGAUGAGCAGAAGAAGAAAGAGGAAGCUGAGAAAGCUCUGGAGGAGCUGAUGGCCAAAAAUAUGGAGGAACAUGCAAGCGGAGUUGAAUUGAGGGAGCAUGAAGAUUCUGAGUACAAGGAGGACAAGACGGGCUCGGCCAAUCAGAGCUCAGCAACGGGACCUGUCAUUGUUCAUGAGGUUGGGCGAAAUGGCAACUAUAUCCGUCUCAGAAACACGUUGAGUGAGGACCAACAAAUGGGAGAAUGGAAUUUAGAAAUGCAGAUCAACGACACACAACCCAUCACAUACACAUUUCCGAAAACAUUCAAGCUCAAGGCUGACAGAAUCAUCACAAUUGCUGUCCCAGGUUAUGGUAGCCUUCAAUGUCCCACUGAUCUUAUAUGGAGGGAGCUGAAGUCCUGGACCCCCGGAGACAAACUCAAGUUCACCCUCACCAGCAACAAGGGAGAGAUCAAAUCAACUCAGUUCAUAGUCUCUGGAAGAUAAUAAUUAGCCUGCUGUCAUACUAUUUUUUUACCUUACCUUUCUGCUCCUUUAUACUACAAUAAUCUCCCAUUUAGCUGCUUCGAUUAGCAACAGAAAGCUCCAUGGAAAACAUUAUCACAUUAACACACGUUACACACCAGAAACAUCAUGACUCAGAUCUUCCUGUAAAAACACAGAUUGUAGUGAUGCUCUGUCAUCAUGAUGUCACAUCUCUCUUUAAUCUGAAAUCAACUAAAGAAGAACAUCAUGAAUAUUAAAUCAAACACUAUGUUUUUGUUAUUGUGGUAAGUUCAGCAAUUCAUAAAAUGUUUUAUUUGAAAUGUGGUAACAUCUGCCUCUUCCUAUUUGGACACAUUACUGAAAAACACUCUUCAUUAUGAAGACAAAAUAUAAUUCUAAAAUCUCAAAUAUUGAACGGUUAUGAAGACAAACACAAAAACAUGUGAGCUAACAUAACUCAGGGAUUUCUUUUUGCAUUUUUAUCUGAAUUG